AUGAAAUUCUUUCCUUGUAUUUCAUCGGAAGGCUUGAGCGAAAGUGAGAUCAAAAACUUGCUCCACAAUGCAGAGAUGUGUAUGAUUUCUAUUCCGAGCAUUGGUAACGUUGGACAAUUAGCUAUGGAUUUUAUAAUUUCAAGCUAUUCGGAAAAAGCAUUUUCAAAGAUUAACAAACUCGGAUAUUUGGAGACUGGAUUCCUAUUGAGUUGUGUUGGCAAUGAUCCAUAUUUUGCUCCUUCUGAAACCCAUCACGGAAAAUUACACUCUGCAUUAGAGGUUUAUUCUUUACAAUUUUAUCAAAAUGAUCAACCUGUUGGAGCUAAUAUUAUUUUGAUUCAUUGCAGAUCCAUCGUAAUUUAUCCAACACUUUUUGUAAGAGAUUUGAACGAAUGGAUUUCAAAGGGAAAUGAUGAUGAUGGUGAUUACUUUUUGAAGAAUUUACAAACUCUUAUAUCACUCAGCUCAGCAAACGCAGGUCUGCAGGAUGACAGAUUUAUUCAACGUAUUCAAGAGUCUCCUAUGGAGUUUGGAUUGGCAUCAUUAGCGUUUGACGCAAAUUUGACAAAUGAUUCUCAAUUCCCAUUGACCUCAUUCUUGACAACCAUUCCAAGAAUUGAUAAGGCUACAUACCCAUUGUUUUUCAGCGCUGUGAACUCAAAAUUGCUUGAAAACGACGAAACGAGUCAAGGAGAGAAUAAUGGUACUGUGAGAAAGUUGAAUCGUGUCAUUGUUUUUAUGAUUUGCAACGAAGGUGAAAACUCAAUACAUGGCAUUUCAUUAUGCAAGGCUGUUACAGGAGAGAUAUUGCUGCCAUAUCUCAAAAGAACAAACAUCAACUCAACACCAUUAGACCAUUUCAACAGCAUGGAAUGGAAAGCACCUUACAGCUGGAGAUACUUUUAUGGACCUCCUGUUAAUGACAUCAACUUGUAUAAUUAA
This is a messenger RNA of Naegleria lovaniensis, 942 nucleotides long. RefSeq lists its product as uncharacterized. The record is from RefSeq and is a predicted model, not a curated record. The transcript has a single exon. Gene Ontology annotation, biological process: proteasome assembly. Gene Ontology annotation, cellular component: nucleus; cytosol. The coding region runs from base 1 to 942 and encodes 313 amino acids. Lineage: Eukaryota; Heterolobosea; Eutetramitea; Acrasida; Naegleriidae.